Thlaspi arvense is the source of this 546-nucleotide messenger RNA. NCBI's taxonomy places the organism in Eukaryota, Viridiplantae, Streptophyta, Magnoliopsida, Brassicales, Brassicaceae. The record is from the annotation of a GenBank genome assembly.
AUGCCAUGUGCGAUAAGCAUCGACUGUAGAUCUCACACGAUGCAGCCCAUCUCCGGCUUUUCUAAGAGCCUGAAAAGUAGUGAGGUCGCUUACAUUAUUGACGGUAAGACUUCCGUAAUCGACUCAAAGGGAGUCAUGGUGUUUGAUACAGAAACUCAAAAGUGGGAUCCUGUAAACAAAUGGGAAUUGGGUGAGAUGCUGAAUUCUGAGGAAUGGUGGGAUGCGUGUGUCGUCAACGAUGAAUUGUACUUUUACGAUGUAAAGGUGAACGAGUUUAAAGUAUAUGAUCCAAAGCAGAGGUGUUGGAGAGUGGUGAGAGGUUUGGAAGAAUUGUUGAGUAAGAUGGCCAAUUCAUGGAGUCAGAGGACGGUGAGUUACGGUGGGAAAAUGGUCCGAAGGGAACAAGGGAGCUUUGCUUUGUGGGGAUUGCUUUGGAAAAGGCGCCAAGGAGGAGAGUUUUGGGGUAAGGUGCAAUGGUGUGAUGUUGUGUUUAAUGAUGGUGAUGGGACUUUUAACCUGUUCACAUGUAUAGCUGUUAUGGUUUGA